Molecule: messenger RNA, 1314 nt
Organism: Meloidogyne enterolobii
Lineage: Eukaryota; Metazoa; Nematoda; Chromadorea; Rhabditida; Meloidogynidae
Source: the annotation of a GenBank genome assembly
UUCAAGAAUCUUUGCCUUAGAUUAAUUGAUUUACUCGAACGACAUAUGUUCCAUUAUGCUUGUUCUAUAGUUAAUUCAACCGAAUGGCCUUUAUUAAGUGUGGAGGACCAGAAUCGUGUUAAUGAAUUUGGACUUUUCAUUGAAAUGCGAAUGCCUAGAAUUGCCCCACCUCGUCUUUCAAGCGCUUCAAGCCAUAAUUAUUGCAAAAGAUCAUCCUCUGUUGGGAUUUAUUCAAGCCAUCCAGAGAGGGAAUUAAUUAGAAAUGAAACAAUACUAGUGCCGGAAAGGGCUAGGUCGAUGGAAAGGAUUAGAGGAGGCGUUGAUGGACGUGCAGGAAGUAGUAGAAGAACUAGUAGACAGAUAAGUGGAGGUUUCUAUUCGAGACCUUCUUCACUAGCUAUUCAGGUAGAAGAGGAGAAUUUAUAUGAAAGUGAUCAAACAAGUGUAGCAACAACAACUACAGUACAACUUGAAAAUGAAUUGACAACUCAAAUUGGUACAAAAAACGAUCAGAAGUUGGAGAAGGAAACGGGAACUAAAAUCUCAGAAAAAACUACAGAGAAAAAUUCUCCGAAUAAUAAAAAUUUAAAGGAUCCGAAGCAAUUUGUUACGGAAAAAGAAAUAGAGAAUAUUCAAUCAACAUCGACAACUACAAUUGAUUGUAGUGAUCAAUCAUUACAAAAUUUGGAGAAUCAAAAAAGUUUGAAGGAAAAUGAAUUAUCAAAUACGGAAGAUAAAAAUGAUGAAAAUUUUGAAGAAAAAAUUUCUGAAAAUUUAAUUAUAAAUGAGCAAAUUGAAGGGAAGGAGGGUAGUAAAGAAGAAGAUAUUCAAGCUAAUCCAGAUCGAAGGCAAUCCGUUCCUUCAAUAACUCUGCGCAAUCGACAACGUACCCAUACAAUAUUAAAUGUUGAUAGGAAAUCUAUAGCUGCUGCAGCUCACCAACACAGCAACGUUUUAAUAGCUAAUAAUGCUUCCAAUACUGAAAUAAAGAAGAAUGCAGCAAAGCCUCACUCUAUAGUUAGACCAAUGCCUAAAGUGAGUAAUGGACAGGCUACCAUCUCCACAUCAGAAGCAACUACCCCAGAAUCCUCGUCAGCUCCUUCCACAAUUCCUUUGGAAAGAAGAGAGAGGCGAACUAGCAAACAACCAACAAAUAUUGCUUCAACUUCAAUUAACAAAUUUGGUAAAAUUGAAACAAAAGUACAAAAAAAACAAACUGGUGGGGUUACUCAAGGAGUACCACAACAACAACAACAAAGAGUAGGGCAACAAAAAAGUGGAAUUAAGAAACCAACAACUGUCACUAGAAAAUAA